AUGCCUCUGAAUAUGUCAAGGCAACAACUUAAAAAGUUGUAUUCGGAAGUCAAGCAUUAUUAUUGGGAUGAGCCCAUUCUCUUUCGUCAUUGUGUUGAUCAAGUAAGUAGAAGAUGUGUCCCAGAAGAGGAGAUGAUUUCCAUUCUUACUCAUUGCCAUACUUUACAUUCUGGCGAUCACUUUGGAGGAACAAGGACAGUAGCAAAAGUUUUGCAAUGUGGGUUUUAUUGGUCCAGGUUAUUUAAAUAUGCUAGUGCCUUUGUCAAGAGUUGUGAUCGUUGCCAAAAGACCGGUAACAUAUCAAGACGAGAUCAAAUGCCGAUGACUGGAAUUCUUGAAGUUGAGUUUUCCGAUGUGUGGGGAAUGGAUUUUAUGGGACCUUUCAUGUCAUCUUUUAAUAACCAGUACAUUAUGCUUGUAGUGGAAUAUGUUUCUAAAUGGGUGGAAGCUACAACAACUCGUACUUCUGAUGGUAAGAGGGCUUUGUUCUAUCAUUCACUUGCCAAUGGUCAAGCAGAAGUGUCAAAUUGGGAGAUAAAAAGUAUUUUGGAGAAGACUGUUAAAACAUCAAGGAAGGAUUGGUCGAAAAUGCUUGAUGAUUCACUGUGGGCAUAUCGCACAGUCUUUAAGACUCCGAUCGGACAAAAUAGGCAUAUGGAGUUGAACAAGCUUGAUGAAUUUCAGAAUGAAGCCUAUGGAAUGCAAGGAUUUAUAAAGAAAAUUCUAAGGCAUUUCAUGAUAAAAGGAUACUUAGGAAGGAUUUCUAACCGAGAGAUAAGGAGCGAUUUGUGUGAGGUGUGGGAGGUGCCUACAUAUCCUAGUGAUAUUUAUAGGAAAGCAAUGGGGCCUGUUUCUUGUGCUUCUGUGUUCAAGUUCAACGAACCAUCUUUGGAGCUUCCUGUAGCACAACCCCGACAAGAGAGAGUUGAAGAAAAGGGAGAUCACCCUAAUGAACCUUCCAAUGUCAAUGUUCAACAAGAAGAACUAUCCGGAAAAACCAACAUACCCAUAAUUAUUUGGGGGAACUUCACGAUUAUCAUCGAGCCCAAGUGA
This is a messenger RNA of Humulus lupulus (European hop), 1053 nucleotides long. RefSeq lists its product as uncharacterized. The coding region runs from base 1 to 1053 and encodes 350 amino acids. Gene Ontology annotation, molecular function: nucleic acid binding. NCBI's taxonomy places the organism in Eukaryota, Viridiplantae, Streptophyta, Magnoliopsida, Rosales, Cannabaceae. The record is from RefSeq and is a predicted model, not a curated record. The transcript is spliced from 5 exons.